Fusarium sp. VM40 is the source of this 2424-nucleotide messenger RNA. Lineage: Eukaryota; Fungi; Ascomycota; Sordariomycetes; Hypocreales; Nectriaceae. The record is from the annotation of a GenBank genome assembly.
AUGGGCGAUAACUGGUAUGGUGCCGCCAGUAGCGGUGUCCGUUCAUCAGUCAAGGACCUGGUCAAGCCGUAUGGCGGCUAUAUGGAGGAUUUCAACGACGAGUUUGAUGGCGACACAUCCUCGUUCAAGGGGUUAACCUUUAAACAGCUCACCCACAUGAUGUCUGUUCAACUCUCUGGACGCCUUGGCCAGAUCGGUACAAAUCCCGGCCUUCUCCCCAAGGGCAUGCCCAAUAUUGGCAAGGGCACACCUGUGUGCUUGAAUGAGAGUGGCCAGAAAUCAGGAACAUCUCCAAAGGCUCUAGAGGGGUAUGUUGGCACCUAUUGGGAUGACUUGCAUGCUGCCAAGAUUGACGUUAUCCUCAGCGACAAGAGGCUUUAUUGGCUGACCCAGAGCCUUGAGCUGGAGAGGUUCUCUCUUUACAUGUCUCUACCUACGACUUCACCUUUUAAUCCAGAUGGCGGAAGAGGUCGACGACAUUCCAUCUUUGCAGACUUUCUGCCCGAUGAUUUGACCUUUCCUCCACCGUUCAUCGACACGGCUCCUAAUGCGGACGAGAUUCUAAACAGAGAUAUCGAGGACUGCUCCUCUGGGGACGAACACAACGAUGAAGAAGCGGUGCAAGACCCGCGAUAUGUCAACGAGACAGAUCUGCAGCUUGCAUUCCACCCCAGCGGCGUGGCCUUCGGCUCGGGCUUCUCCACGGUCCCUCCAACAAGCAUAGAGAUUCCACCUCCGAACCCUCACGACUUUGAACAAUCCUUCCGCGCCGAGGUUUCCCUUCUUAGAGAUAACGACAUCCUCCCCUCCAAGCAUCCUCGAACUGGAUGGAGAGCAUCCUUCUGGGGACGUGUCUACCGCCACCUCUUCAGCACCCGCGUACACGACCACGACAAGCCCUUAUUCUCGACUGAGGAGUCUACGGAGACUUCGCCACUGCUGCGACACAGAAUUGUGCGGUUCGAUGGUAUACCGCCCACGCCGCCAGCCGAUGAUGUACACAAGCGAUGGGAGGAGGCACUGGCUUCGCAUAACAUCGAGACAACCUGGCAGCGAGAGACAAAGACGCUGGUACAAUAUGCGCUGCCUUUGAUCGCUACCUUUCUUCUGCACUACUCCGUUACUGUUGCGAGUGUCCUGACGGUUGGUAGAAUUGGGGUGGAUGAGCUAGCAGCGGUCAAUUUGGCUACCAUGACAGCAAGCAUCACAUACUACGUCCCCGUGCAAGGCCUGGCGACCUGUCUGGACACGCUCUGUGCUCAAGCGUACGGCUCAGGCCACAAACACCUCGUCGGCCUCCAAGCCCAGCGUAUGACCUGGCUUCUGUGGAUCCUCAUGAUCCCCAUCGCCGUUCUCUGGUGGUUCUCUGAGCCCAUCCUCGCAGCAGCCGUUGGCAAAGGAAGGACGACUGAACUAGCAGCCAUGUACAUGCGUAUUCUCAUCCUGGGUAUGCCUGGUGUCUCAGCCUUUGAGAGCGCCAAGCGUUUCGUGCAGUCGCAGGGCUUGUUCCACGCCACGACGUACACUUUACUAGUGGGUGCUCCACUGAGCUUUCUGCAGAAUUGGCUGUUUGUGUUCAAACUUGGAUGGGGAUUUCCCGGUGCUGCUGUCGCGAUGGCGGUCACACAUAAUCUACUUCCUCUCAUCCUCAUCUUAUACGUGAGACUGUUUGAAGGAUCCGAGUGCUGGAAGGGGUUCAGCCGCAAGGCAUUCAGCAAUUGGGGUCCGAUGAUCAAGUUGGCUCUGCCCGGAAUGAUCAUGAUCGAGGCGCAGUUCUCCGUACUAGAGAUUCUCACCAUUGCCGCUGGUAGGUUCGGUACUGCGCAACUCGCUGCUCAGGGUGUUCUCGUGACGUUGACGUCGACUUCGUUCAACAUCCCAUUCCCAUUGGCAAUUGCGACCUCGACUCGCGUUGCCAACCUCAUCGGAGCCAAUCUCAGCCAGGCUGCGCGAGUGACUGCUAAAGUGGCCAUCGUUGCCGGGCUUCUCGUUGGCUUGUUCAACUUGACCAUCUUCGCCACUCUGAGAAAACAACUUCCUCGUAUUUUUACCGAUGAUGAUCAGGUCGUUGAAAUCACCUCAAGCACCAUCCUUGUAUGUGCAGUGAUGCAGAUCUUCGACGCCCUAGCAGCUGUAUCGCAUGGUCUCCUGCGAGGAAUCGGCCGCCAGGCUGUCGGAGGCUACGCCAACCUCUUCUCAUACUACGUGGUAGCACUGCCAAUUGCGCUUGGCACCAGCUUCGGACUCGGCUGGAAGUUGUCUGGUCUAUGGGUGGGAUUGACAGCUGGACUUGCUGUUGUGUCGGGUCUCGAAGCUAUCUACCUUUACUUUACAGACUGGGAGGCUGCUGUUGCGCAGGCUGAAGCUAGGAUGCGAGCGGAAACUACUCGAAGACGCUCGUCGGUCUCCGGUCUAUCGCAGUAA